Piliocolobus tephrosceles (Ugandan red Colobus) is the source of this 5535-nucleotide messenger RNA. It is a transcript of the gene DUSP4, whose product is annotated as dual specificity phosphatase 4. Gene Ontology annotation, cellular component: cytoplasm; nucleus. Gene Ontology annotation, biological process: endoderm formation; negative regulation of MAPK cascade; protein dephosphorylation. The transcript has 4 exons. Gene Ontology annotation, molecular function: MAP kinase tyrosine/serine/threonine phosphatase activity. NCBI's taxonomy places the organism in Eukaryota, Metazoa, Chordata, Mammalia, Primates, Cercopithecidae. Bases 493 to 1677 code for a protein of 394 amino acids. The record is from RefSeq and is a predicted model, not a curated record.
GGGCGGGGCCUGGCGGGGUAGUACCUAGCGCCCCCUCCCCCGGGAGCGCGGAGGAGCAUUAAUAAAUCUCUAAGCCCAGGAGGAAACUCUGGCUGGGGUAGUGAGCCGAGCGCCGGGGGAGCGUGGGGAGCGGCAGCGCCUGCGCCGGUGGCGACAGGAGCCGCGCGACCGGCAAAAAUACACGGGAGGCAGCCGCCGAAGAGUCCGCGGUCCUCUCCCAUAAACACACUCUCCUCCACCGCCGCCUUCCCCUCCGCGGUGCGCGCCGCCCGGCUGGGCACCCAGGCCGCUCCAACUGCUAUGUGACCGCGAGGCUGCAGGAGGAAGGGGACAGGGGAGAAGAGGCUCGCCCGCGGGAGCCCCUGAGGACCAAGUUUGGGGCCACUUCUGCGGGCGUCCCUUCUUAGCUCUCACCCGCCUCUUCCUGCAGCCUAGGCAGCCCGGGUGCCCUUCUCUUCCUCGCGCGCCCAGCCGCCUCUGUUCUCGGCGACCAUGGUGACGAUGGAGGAGCUGCGGGAGAUGGACUGCAGCGUGCUCAAAAGGCUGAUGAACCGGGAUGAGAACGGCGGCGGCGCGGGCGGCAGCGGCAGCCACGGCGCCCUGGGGCUGCCGAGCGGCGGCAAGUGCCUGCUGUUGGACUGCAGACCGUUUCUGGCGCACAGCGCGGGCUACAUCCGAGGCUCGGUCAACGUGCGCUGCAACACCAUCGUGCGGCGGCGAGCUAAGGGCUCCGUGAGCCUGGAGCAGAUUCUGCCCGCGGAGGAGGAGGUGCGUGCCCGCUUGCGCUCCGGCCUCUACUCGGCGGUCAUCGUCUACGACGAGCGCAGCCCGCGCGCCGAGAGCCUCCGUGAGGACAGCACCGUGUCGCUGGUGGUGCAGGCACUGCGCCGCAACGCCGAGCGCACUGACAUCUGCCUGCUCAAAGGCGGCUACGAGAGGUUUUCCUCCGAGUACCCAGAAUUCUGUUCUAAAACCAAGGCCCUGGCAGCCAUCCCACCCCCGGUUCCUCCCAGUGCCACAGAGUCCUUGGACCUGGGCUGCAGCUCCUGCGGGACCCCACUACAUGACCAGGGGGGUCCUGUGGAGAUCCUUCCCUUCCUCUACCUCGGCAGUGCCUACCAUGCUGCCCGGAGAGACAUGCUGGACACCCUGGGCAUCACAGCUCUGUUGAAUGUCUCCUCGGACUGCCCAAACCACUUUGAAGGACAUUAUCAGUACAAGUGCAUCCCGGUGGAAGAUAAUCACAAGGCUGACAUCAGCUCCUGGUUCAUGGAAGCCAUAGAGUACAUCGAUGCGGUGAAGGACUGCCGCGGGCGCGUGCUGGUGCACUGCCAGGCGGGCAUCUCGCGCUCAGCCACCAUCUGCCUGGCCUACCUGAUGAUGAAGAAGCGGGUGAGGCUGGAGGAGGCCUUCGAGUUCGUUAAGCAGCGCCGCAGCAUCAUCUCGCCCAACUUCAGCUUCAUGGGGCAGCUGCUGCAGUUCGAGUCCCAGGUGCUGGCCACGUCCUGUGCCGCGGAGGCCGCCAGCCCCUCGGGACCCCUGCGGGAGCGGGGCAAGACCCCCGCCACCCCCACCUCGCAGUUCGUCUUCAGCUUUCCGGUCUCCGUGGGCGUGCACUCGGCCCCCAGCAGCCUGCCCUACCUGCACAGCCCCAUCACCACCUCCCCCAGCUGUUAGAGCUGCCCUGGGGGCCCCAGAACCAGAGCUGGCUCCCAGCAAGGGUAGGACGGGACGCAUGCGGGCAGAAAGUUGGGACUGAGCAGCUGGGAGCAGGCGACCGAGCUCCUUCCCCAUCAUUUCUCCUUGGCCCACGACGAGGCCAGCCAGAAUGGCAAUAAGGACUCCGAAUACAUAUUAAAAGCAAACAGAACACUCCGACUUAGAGCAAUAACGGCUGCCGCAGCAGCCAGGGAAGACCUUGGUUUGGUUUAUGUGUCAGUUUCACUUUUCCGAUAAAAAUUUCUUACCUCAUUUUUUUAAGCAGUAAGGCUUGAAGUGAUGAAACCCACAGAUCCUAGCAAACGUGCCCAACCAGCUUUACUAAAGGGGGAGGAAGGGAGGGCAAAGGGAUGGGAAGACAAGUUUCCCAGAAGUGCCUGGUUCUGUGUGCUUGUCCCUUUGUUGUCGUCGUUGUAGUUACAGGAAUUUCGUUUUUUAAAAGAAAUCUUCAAUGGUGUGGUUUUCAUUUCUCAGUCACCAACAGGUGAAUAUUUACGCUUAAUAAUAAAGUAUUUAUUAAGACUUUCUUCAGAGUAUGUAAGUACAAGAAGUCUAGUGACAGUGGAUUUAGAAUAUAUUUAUGUUGAUGUCAAACAGCUGAGCGCAGUAGCAUGCAGAUGUCCAAGCAGGAAGUAAAUGGUGUCUUGUAGAUAGGUGCAGGGUAACCUGAUGAGCAACUUGCAUUUAUUGCCACUGAGAAGCAGGCAGGGUGGGUGGGAGGAGGAAGAAAGGGAAGGAUUAGGUUUGAAUUGCCUUUUUUAAAAAAAAAAAAAAGAGAGAGACAGGAUCUCACUAUGUUGCCCAGGCUGGUCUCAAACUCUUGGGCUCAAGAGAUUCUCCCACCUCAGCCUCCUGAGUGUCUGGGACUGCAGGCGUUUGUCAUCAUGACCAAUGUGAAUUGCUUUUGAAGCUGGUUCCUGGGCACCAGCUAGGCCACUGAAGCAAUUUUAGACCACAAUAAGUCAAGCUUUUUUCUCUCCAAUGAUCACUGGGUGAUUGGAGCAUUUUUCGCAUAAACCUGCCUAAGACUUGUCUAUCGUCUGUGAUCAAUGCCAUACUACACUAAGGUGCUCCUGGAAAAUUGGGUGCAGUUCAAAUUUUCCUACAGCAAAUCAUUUGGCAAGGCCAGCCAUUGGGGAAACCAGACAACUAGAGAUAACCCUGAAAUGAAUCCUUUUGUAAAUUGAAGCACCAUCUUUUCUUUUUUGCAUAAAUUGGAGGUUUUAAUUUUCGGGCAGUUACCUGAAGUGAAAUAUACCAACAAUUUCUUGUGUUCUUUAAAUUCCUAGUUAAGUAUUUUCUCGAAUCACUAUGCUGGAGCAGGCUAAAUCCCUCUUUUGAAUUAAGAGGGGAAUGGACACCACAUUUCAGGUCUCCUGGAAGUGUGGAAGAGCAAGAGAGCAUCAGUGAACUGAUUGUGGAUUGCUUAUAUCGGAUUCCAUUGGUAUGAAUUUCCCAAACUGGAAACCAAAGCGCCAGGGUGGGGUCGGGGCUGGCUGCUGCUGAGCCGGCUGGCCACUGGCUCCCGUGACGUGCAUCAUGGGCACGCAGGCGCCAUUUUGAAUCUGUUGCGGCACGUGGGUGCCGUUUUGAAUUCUUAGUUCGGCCUUUCUACACGGGGAAUGGCUUUGGAGGGAGACACAUUUUCUGUGGGGAGGGUUGGGGGGGGAGGGAGGAGGGAACAAGCUACAUGCUAUUUUGUUUGUAGUAUUGUGGAACAGUCUUGUUAUGGAGUGCCAGAUUAGAGGUUAUUGCAAACUUGUCUAGAAGUGAGAGCAUGAUUUUUUUUUUUUUUUUAGCCGUUUGAGAGUCUACAUCUAAUGAACAUUCUUGCUCACCCAUAAAUAAUGUCAAGCUUCAAUGUUACCGUCACGUUGGGAUGCUGUUUUUCAUCUGGCAUCCUACACAGGACCAGGUUGGUUACCUUCCCUUCCAUGGACCAUGAACCUGUGAUGGCAUCAUUCGUCCUGACUUUGCCAAGCUCUGCCUGUGGGUGAGGCCAGAGCUCCCAUGGGCAAUUUUUAGAAGAGCCAGAGGCUUCCUGCUUCCUCUGGAAAUAACAGUUCAGGGUGAAGCAUAGAGGGGUUGGGUUCCCAGACAAUGGAACCAUUUAAAGACAACACUGUUGGACAUUCCCACUUUUUCCUUGAUUCCUGGAAGUCCAGUGGGUUCUGCAGCUGAAAAAGUCCUGGGUCCCAGCAGCAGAGAGACAGGACGGAGGGGAUGCUCGGGCGGGGAGGGACGAUAACCUGCAGAAUAGAUGCCAUUAUUAUAGAAUGAGCACACAUUUGCCAAAACUGUCCUGCUUUCCCAGACUGGAUUCCUGCCAUGGGGACAGUCGGAACUCAGGACUAGCUCCAGCGACAUCUUUCCUCCCAAUUCAAGCCGCCUAUCACAAUGUCAAAACAGCUAUUUAUAAAGCCAUUUUCUUUGUACUUGAUAACAACAUGAGUCCCAAAACUUAGAACUAAAAUAGGACAUUGGCUUGAUUGGAAAGAAGGACUUUUACAAAAUUGUUCUUAAAUCAGAAGCCUUUUGGAUGACUUACAAUAUCUCUGAUGAAGACACCACCCCAGGGUAAGUCCAAAAGGUCAGUGAGUUUCAAUAGGCAUGCAUCCUCCCAUGAAGGGAUUCUGGUGACGGGAAGUUUCUGUAAUGACAGGAAAGCAUUGACACUCAUUGAUUGUCAACUUUGCUAUUACCCAUGAAAGACAGGAUGUUCACUGGGUGUUCUGUAGAGUGAGGAAUGCUGCCCAUUCCCUCCCAGAAUGUCUGGCCCAGGGGUGUGUGUGGAGGAACCUUGGGGGAAAUGGACCAAGUUUUCCCACAGAGCAGUAUUAGGCUGAAGCGCAGGUGAGCUGGUGACUGGUAGGCCCCAGCUCCAUCAUUCCCCCCUGAGGCCAUUUUGUUUGGUUGCUCAUCCAAACUGGAUUCCAGAGAGUUUUCCAAUUUGGGAAGCCAUGAGAAAAGUUUUUAAAUAUUGGGAAGAUGGAGAGAGGGAGAUAGGAUAGUUGACUCCAACAUGACGGGAAGAGGCUGGAGAUUGGGAAUUGGCCACCAACCAAGCCUGUAGUAGUACAACCAUGGUCACGUGUUGGAAUUACCUGGGGAACUUUUUCAAUUCUGAUAGCCAGAUUCUCCUAGACCAGUUCAACCAAUUCUAGGGGGGACUCGGGCAUCAGUGUGUUUCGUAGCUCCCCAGGUGGUGUCCCUGUGCAUCCAAGCUUGGGAAACUGCCAUACUUUCUGGAUGUCAAGGCGCUGUUGGAGGCUGGGUGUGACAGCACAGAGCCAGAUUGUCUUAUGGAAACCACAGCCACGGGUUUGCCACUGGCUCAGCAUGGCCUCACCGCCAGUCCCAGCCUGGCUGAGGGACAAGAUGGUUUCUCUUGGGAGUUUGAGUGGAGCACCCUUCCAGGCGUUUUGAAAGCCAGCUGAUCUGUGGAUCCUUGUUAAGGGACUCUACAGUGUUUGGGUAUUGAUUUUUUCCUUGAGACCAUCUUGUCCAUCAAUAAAGAUGGAGGAUGUCUCCUCUUUGAACCCCGCUUCCCCACCAGUACCGUGUCUCCCUUAGAGUUUAUGAGUUAUUCAAGGAGGAGGCUUCUUAAAGGCAGCAAUGCAAUUCUUGUAACUUGUGUAAAUAGCCCCGUCUUUCAGAGUGAUGUCAUUUCUACAUUUGAUAUGCCUGUAUUUCUGUAGGAUGUAUAUAGUUUAGGGGAUUUUUUUUGUUUGGUUUUGUUUUUUAGAAGUCAAUAUGUCUGGUUUUAUUUAUUGCUUGAAAAAGAUCAUUUGAAAAAAAUAAAUACAUUUUCAACCA